Messenger RNA from Chrysochloris asiatica (Cape golden mole), 597 nucleotides. RefSeq names its product chromosome unknown open reading frame, human C19orf24 (gene FAM174C). The record is from RefSeq and is a predicted model, not a curated record. The transcript is spliced from 4 exons. The coding region runs from base 1 to 597 and encodes 198 amino acids. Lineage: Eukaryota; Metazoa; Chordata; Mammalia; Afrosoricida; Chrysochloridae. Gene Ontology annotation, cellular component: extracellular region.
AUGGGGCCGCGCGAGCUAACGCGGAUGCUCCCGCUGAUGCUGCUACCGGCGCUGUUGCUGCCAUGCGGAGCUCGAGAGGCCGCGCCCACGCCGCUAAGCGUCGCGCAGACCACACUCCCGCCGCCUGCCGUGACGAACGGAAGCCGGCCAGGCGCGAGGCACAACAGCACGCACCCGCCGGGCUCGGCCUUGCUGCGCUCCUUCUACGUGCUCACAGGCCUCUGUGGCUUGACGGCGCUCUACUUCCUCAUCCGGGCCCUCAGGGUGAAGAAACCUCAGAGGCGGAGGUACAGCCUCCUGGCCAACACCGAGGAUUCCACAGAGAUGGCCGCACUGGAGAGUGAGGAGGAGACUGUCUAUGAGACCAGGAAUCUGAGAUGCUGCCACUUCCAGGAAAUCCUCCCUGAUGAGUCUUGCAAAGGACCCAUCCCCCAGGCAAGCUCCCAGCCUCUCUCCAGCUUCAAAAGGCACAUUAAUUACUCUAAUGAGGUCAGGAGAGACUCCGCACACACCAUCCGGCUCCGGGAACACACCACCAUCCCAGCCUGUGCCCGCCCCACCGCCUGUCAGCACCCGGCCUGCGGCCCCCAGCGUUAG